Orbicella faveolata is the source of this 1341-nucleotide messenger RNA. RefSeq lists its product as uncharacterized. The record is from RefSeq and is a predicted model, not a curated record. Lineage: Eukaryota; Metazoa; Cnidaria; Anthozoa; Scleractinia; Merulinidae.
GAGAGGAACGUGAGUGAACUCGGUCGAGAGUGACCGGAGUUAAUUUUGGUUUUAUAAGGAAUACAAUAGUGUCUCCAGAAAGACAGGAUGUAGCAGACCUGCAAACAAAACGGUACGAGGGCUUAAAUGAGCAUCAUCGACGGAGAACAUGAGUUUGACGGUGAUGACAAACACGAAGAACCAAAACUACAAUGGGCUUCAUUCAAACAAUACCAUCAACUAUAUGCAGUUGGGACAAGUGCUGACCACAUUGCUAUUAAAUCAAUGAUUGAUUGUGUUUUCCCAGAUCAGGAGCAUGAAAAAGAAACAGAAUGCAAAGAACCACCAUCGCAGGAAACAGUUUUUAGUGUGCCUUGUUUGGCAUCAAUUCUUUUUGACAAGGAAAUGUGCGCUUCCCAAUAUGAAGUAAAUACUAAGCUUGGGUGCAGUAGCAGAGAUUCUGCAAGGGAAGAAAGUCUUUGUACAUGGAAAGCACUGUUACAUAGUUUCUUUCAAAAGAAAACUAUUGAACUGAGUCAGGAAAAAUGGAGAAGGAACUUUCUUCAUUUAUUUUCCUUAAAGACAGAUUCAUCAUGUACACUGGAGAAAAGUGAAGCAGCAACUGCCACAAGCACAAAAUGUUCUUUGUUAGAUGUUUCAGAUGACCAAAGCAAGAAAAUUCACAACAAGCCGGAUCCUAUAUAUAGUGGUUUUGGCAAGCUAAAGAAUGGAUUUUACGUUUCUUCAAGUGGGCUGGUGUUUUCUAGUGAAUUUGAGCUUGAGAGGUUUAAUGCAAAGAUGGCUGAAAUGGACAAAAAAUUCAAACAUGAACUGCUCUUGAUUAAACAUCAGCACAGCAAAUUGACGGUAUGGGCACUGAAAUUACAGUAGAACCUCACUGCUUUAAACUCCGUUAUCUCAAAUUCCCUGAUAACUGGAACUCAAAGAAAAUUUCUCUUGGAUCUAUUUUUCCAGUCACUUACUAUUGGCUAUCUUGAGCCCACUUCAUCUCGACCUCUUCUUUGAGUCCCUUGAAUUUAAGUUAGUGGGGUUUAACUGUAUAAACCACAUAAUUAUAUGUAUGCUGUCUCAUGGAAGAUAUGGUGAGCUUGAGGUUAGCAUGUAGUUUUCCAGACUUAUUAACAGUGUUGUGCUGUUGGACUUCAGUGGACACAUUACUCUCAUUGGGUCUCUCUGCCUAAGAUUUAAAAGUUGCUAACAAACUGAUAUUUGUUGUAAUAGGCUAAGACUUCACAAAGGGGAAGUAGGACCCUGGUAAUAAACAAUGGGUGCUUACCAUUUACAAAAACUAUCCGGGUGGAAAUUUCAGGCAUAAACAUUAAACAAUUAAAUGUGACGUUG